Gamsiella multidivaricata is the source of this 7617-nucleotide messenger RNA. RefSeq lists its product as uncharacterized. The transcript is spliced from 13 exons. Lineage: Eukaryota; Fungi; Mortierellomycota; Mortierellomycetes; Mortierellales; Mortierellaceae. Gene Ontology annotation, biological process: regulation of GTPase activity. The record is from RefSeq and is a predicted model, not a curated record. The coding region runs from base 1 to 7617 and encodes 2538 amino acids.
AUGGAGGCGCAUUGGAAGGCAUACAGGGACCAACUGACGCAGCAUCUCCGGGAGCAGAGUGAGCAGGAGUCCGAGGAAGCGACGGUGCGUGACGGUGUCUCUAACAAUGGCUCGAUCGCCGACACUGCCGUAUCCUCUAUUACCGCCGCUGCUGCCGCUCGCCACAGCGACCCUCCCCCUCUGGACGACGCGCUUGCAAAGUAUGUACUCAGCGUGCUAACACGGUUCUUGCAUGAUGUCCCCACGGCCGAGGAUCCCGACGCCAAAGCAGAAACCGCUACCACGAACAGCACAAACAACAAGAAGAAGGGAGCAGAGAUCGAAAGUGCCCCCAUUGCUUCAUCACACAAUACCGUAAACAUCCAGGAGGUCGAGAUUUCGAACGAGAUUUACAAGACUGCGGGACGGGUCCUCUUCUACAUCAGCGCAUCGAACUGGCCCAUUGUAUUUGCUCGACUCAAAGCGAGGAUCCAGCAUCUGACGACGACGAAUGACGACUGGCCAGAGACUGCGGAGCUCAAGCUGCUUGAGACCGCCAGUCUAAAUCAGCGUCGACUCGGCCAGGUCUUGACUGAAUUACGUUCGACAUUUUUGCACCUCAAGCGCUCUGCCCAGACUGUCAUGGGUCAGGUGCUUCAUAAAGCGAUCUGGAACUGGAUCGAGGUGUUCCCUUCAGAGUUCGUCCAUCUCUGUCAGACUCAAAAGCGCAUGGAGGGGGAGCCUCAUAUACUGUUCGAUAUCUGCCACUCUCUUGCGACAGACAACAAGCGCAGGAUACACUUUUGGCCCCUGCAAACCAUGCUGCUAAUUCUCUGCCCAGACAUUCUUCUGAACGCCGCUAUGAACGACAAUCGCAACAACAUGUCCAAAAAGGCCCAGUUUCUGGAGGCGCUCAAAAAAUCGCUGCGCAACAAGAGCUUAAUGGAGAUUGCAGGACUUUGCUAUGUCGACGUGUGCAAAGCAUCGACAUACGUCUCCAAAAAUGAUACAUCUGCGUUGCGCCAUAUUGUGCCAGAGAUCGAGAACGAGUUGAAGGAACUCCUCUUUACACCAUCAAAGCCCUAUGUGGAUCCCGAAGGCGCCACCGAUAAAGCAACGAUGUCAGCCUGUCUCACAGCGCUUUAUCGCCUGAACCCGCGCCAUGUUAUCCAUUCUCUUAUCCCCGAGCUGUCGAGCGACAGGGCACCAAUCGCGUUCAAGCUUGUUCUAGUCCAGUCCUUCUAUACAAUCGCCUCCGAAGAGGAACGUCUGCCAUGGAACCCUUCGAUUCAGCCUGCCACAUCUGCUCUAGGGGCACCGUUGAGAAAGAUGUUUGCAGAGAAUGUUGUCCGGGAAAGGCCUGCUGAGAUUAUGGCCAAGAAACUCCACAUUGAUCGAAAGCUCAAGAAACAGAUGUUGGACAACGCCAGGGAUAAACAGGAAUUGAUUAUUUGCCUGUUGAAGAUGUAUCAGAUCGACCCAGCUCUUGCUGUUGCGACGGAAACUCCGGAGGCAGUCGAGGAGGAGAUCCAUCAGCUUUUGAAGGGUUUGCUUCUAUGCUUGAAUGACCUUCACGUUGGAAUCCGGACGACGGCGGGUGAGGUGUUGCUUCAACUGUUCGAUUCCAGGAUCAUCGAGCGCUGGGGCUCGGGUGCCAACCUCAUGGUUACCUUCUGGAACUUGAGCUCGGACGUUAUUAUCUCGAUUGCCCGCCAUCUCAUGGAGCUCAAAUGCACAGACGAAAAGUCGCGCUUUCUCUUGGAGUUGUUGCAGCAACUCAUGUCCCGCCGAAACAUAUUCCUGAAGGAUCACCAGGACCUUGCGAUUGCAUGCCACGAUAUCCCAAAGAGAUUCGCGACCAGCGUUGCCCUCGAGAUUGCUCUUUUGAUCCUCAUAUGUGCUUCGGAGCAAGACAUCUGUACCAUGGCUGUAAACUGUAUCAGUCUUCUGUGUGAAGAGACAGUUAUCACUCAGGAGGUCAUAAAUCCCAACGUCGGGCAGCUUUCAUUGCUAGAGAACAUUGAUGUCUACAUGGAGCUCUCCGCCCCAAGUGCUGUUGUGGCGGGUCGAAUCUCUCAGCAAAAGCGCCUGCGUCGAAUCAUUCGUCAGAUCUCUCAACCAACACCCGGCAAUCUAGGCGCAUGGGAGGAGGCCUAUCGUCGCUGGAAAAACAUCACGGUGUUCUGGACGAAGGACGAGAUUGCCUUCUAUGAGAACAUGGAACCAUUUGAAAAAAGUCGGAACGCCAAGCGCUCCACUGCCCUUCCUCCACCUCCCAAGGGAGGCUUUGUGGUCGAUCCUUCGAACUCUCGUAACGCAGAGUGGCAAAAUUUCACGGGAUUCCUUGCAGCGCUGGCUGGCGCCUCGUUGCCGUCGAACGCUACUCCUAGAACAAAUGCUUCGGGUGAGAAUUUCCGUCGCUCAUCUGUAAACGAGACCAAGGCGGCGCAGGCGAGUGUCGAGCGCUACAUGCUCGAUAUGGUCCAGCUUCUCGUCAAUGAGCAGGUCUUUGUACGUGAUGUGGUCAAGCAGACACUCGGAUCGGAGCUGUCGCCAGCAUUAUAUCCUGUUUUGUUCAAGCAGUUGAUCUAUGUGGUCUCCCGCUUCUUCAACAGCCACGGCGAGCCUUUGUGCACGGACCAGUAUACAAUGUUUGUCGACCAGGCGAUCUCUGUUCUCAAACUUGUUUUGGAUCGAAUGUCAUCUCCGGCGGACGCUAUCUUUUCGGUGGACUUUGGGGCCUUAGUUCUGUAUUUUGCACGCUAUCUUCACCGUCUCGGGCACAGCCUAAACGGUUUGCGCGUCAAGAUCAAGAUGUGCCAACUGUGCGAAACGCUCAUGCAAAAGAAGGAAUACAUCAGUCUCCGACAGGAAAUCCGUCUCCGGAACAAAAUGGUUGAGGUCAUGAUCGAGUGGACCUCGGACUUUUCACUAGUAAGUCCAACGGAGAUGCCAUCGUACGUGGAGGAAAAGGACGACCCAGCGAACAACGGGCGACUGUAUCGCGACUUGGACCUUGCCUGUAUGAAAUCCAUUGUAGCGCUCCUGUACCAACUGCCUCUACAGCCAUACGAAACGACGCACGAUACAGACAUGACACAGAUCCGCUCAGCCAUCUUUUACCGGUACUUCAACUUUUUCCUCAAGCUGCUGAACCGGUGUCGCGUUCUCGAGUACAUCGAGUCUGGACCGUCGUAUCACAGGCAGAAUAAUGAGGAUCUCGCGCUUCUCUUUGCCAAGUCCAAAGCCAUUGUUCGUGAUCUAGGUCCGCUAAAGGAAUACACAAUCAAAGCACUUUCAAACAUGCUGAGUGCUAACAUCGAAACCGGACUGAAUUACUCACUAUCCAUGGGAUAUCACGAGGACGACCGAACUCGCACUGCCUUUAUGCAGGUCUUGACCAAUAUUCUCAAGCAAGGAACCGAAUUUGCAGUCUUGUCAGAAAGUGCUAUGGAGGAUCGCUAUGAGAAGCUGAUCGACCUCAUUGCUUCACCGGAUCUCACGCUUGUGCUUUCAUUGUGCCAAGUGUGUCCGGUGAGCGAGAUUGAUGAUCUUGCUAUUGUCUUACUGCAUGUAUUCGAGAGCCGUGGAUUGGCGAUGCCAUUGCUGAAGGCCAUUAUCAUGAAGGAGGUCAGAGAGACUGGCGAAUCCGAGUUGUUUAGAAGAAACUGCAUGGCCACUAGGCUGCUGACAGUGUUCGCCAAGAUCAACGGCGCAGAAUACCUCAAGAGCACGCUCCAACCGCUCUUGAACGCGCUCAUGACUCUUCCUGCACAAGGUUCCUACGAGCUUGACCCCACGCGUCUGGGCCCUGAAGAGGACAUCAAUGCCAACUUCGAGAACCUGAAGCACAUGGCGCAGGUGUUCUUGGAUACCAUCACCGAAUCGGCGUCAAAUGUCCCAAAUUCAUUCAGAGAAGUCUGUUGGUACCUGUCGCAGGCUGUCGGGGAGCGAUUCCCAGAUGCAAAAUUCACUGCCGUCGGUGGCUUCAUUUUUUUGCGUUUCCUAUGUCCCGCUAUCGUGGCUCCAGAGUCGGAUGGCCUGCUGCAGGGACCCAUCGAGAACGCCAAAGUCCGCCGUGGACUGUUACUGAUUACGAAGGUGAUCCAGAACUUGGCUAACAACGUUCUCUUCGGAGCCAAGGAACCUUUCAUGAUCGUUCUCAACACGUUCCUGACGUCCAACAUUCACAAAGUCACCCGAUUCCUUGGAAAUAUCUCGACGCCUCAACAGUUGGAGCCAGCAUCAACCGAUCCUGCACACUACCGUGCAAUCGAUGUAGGCGACCGGUCUUCACUCCACCGCCAUCUAGUCUUGAACCUGGAGAGGAUGAGCAAGGACUUGACAAUGAAGACAUCUGCGGAACUGGAGGAGGAUAAGACUUAUUUGAUAACCAAGCGCUCAUUCGACACGCUCUCGACGCUGCUGGCGCAACUUGGACCGCCCCCAGAACGCCACCGUCGCGAUGUGGUACCCGUGACCCUGAACACAGCCCCCAAUAUCCACCAGUACCACGAAUUCAUGCGCAAGAACAGAGGACGGACCAUCGACAAUCUGCUCAAGGACGGGGUCUUUUACGAGGGUGGAUUAUCCAAGGAGCGUCGACCAGUCUUUUACUUCGUAAUGCGCAAGUUGUCGUUGGACAGUGUCGAUCUGGAGACGGUGAUGUAUCGCAUCUUUUUGCUUCUCGAACCUGUCGCGAACAAGUCCUACGACUUGAUAGUCGAUGUAACUGGCUUUGGUUCUUCCAACGAGAUCUCAGACCAUAACAUCAGCCAGUUUUUACAGCUCCUGCCCACGGACACUGCGAUCGGACUCUGCAACCUGUACUUUAUCAACGUCAAUACGGCCUUCCGGCGGUACACCAAGUCUCUUUCUCGACAAUUGACUAGCAGGAUCGCCAAGAGGAUCAUCUUUCCAUCGAACCUGCACGAGUUGAGCGAAUUUAUAUCUCCUUCAGAACUGCGAUUGCCAAAGUCAACCACAUCGCUUGAAGCGGAUGCGAACAUUGGCAUUGCUGGCGUCAACAAACUGACCCUUGGAUCGCCACCAACACCGGUCAUGUUCAAGAUUGGGCACGAGGUGAUCCAGGUUGUCAUGCAAAAGAAGCAGGACAUCUUUGCAGGAAUGAGCUGUCAGUACAACGAUGUCUAUCACAUUAGCGAACUGGACGAUAUAUCAAAGGCACACAGUCGCGGGGACGAUGGCGAGUUCUUUAUCAUUUACGAAGAAGGCACCAUGUCCAUGACCUUCACCUCACCUAAGCGGGACCAGAUCAUCUCUGCAAUCGCUAAAACCAAGCAGAGGUUCUUGGCCUCCAAGCCUGCGAACUAUAGUGCACGAGUCAUCCGUCCAAACGAUGUGCCAGGGACACUGCUUACAAUGGCUAUGUUUAACCUGUCGAGCCCAGAUUCAGCGUUGCGCCUGGCGUCGUAUAACUUGCUCUGUGCUCUCUCGGAUACUUUUAAAUUUGAUACUGGAAACCAACUGCUCAGCGCCAAGGGUCUGUGCAUCCCCACCAACAACGCACCGUUUAUUCGUCGGAUGAGCGAGAUGCUGGCCCGGACCGAGAGUCAUUUGACGCUCGAGUUCCUCACAGAAUGCUUUGUUGGAUUCCAAAAGACACCCAAGGCGUUGAAGCCCCGCUGUCUUGAGUUUGUAUCGCCAUGGCUGUCCAAUUUGGCAAAGUAUUGCCGCAGCUCUAGCGAUAACCAUGCCGGCUUUGCCAAGACGCGAGAGAUCAUUAAGGGUCUGAUCGACAUGACAGUGAACGAGCCCGAGAUUUAUGGGGCCAUGCAGGACAUCAUCUGGAGUCGCGUAGAGGAGAUCGAUGCGCUUGUCGUUCUGGUGCUGGAUCUGUUUAUCACUGAGUCGAUGGAGGGAGGCAUCGGAUCUGUUCAGGCCGAGAAGCUAGGGGAUACCUUGGUGACGCUUUCGUCGGUCUCGAUUAGUGGCAAGGUCAUCUCUCGCCUUCGUAAGGUGAUCUCAAAGACGGGGUUGAAACCUAUGCGACAACUGACGGAUCACCCGUCCUGGACGGAAAUUGGCGUGCUGGUACGGUUCUGCAUGAACCUGUCAUUCAACGAUACCAAGGAUGUACUCAACUUUUUGCCGGAAGUGUGCCACAUAGUAACGUUGUUGGUCGCUGCAGGAGCCUCAGUAGUCCGCUCAGCUGUCCACGGCAUGGUGACGAAUAUUGUGCAGGCGCUGGCGACCACCAUUCCUGCAAGUGAACCCAACCAUUCGAAGCUUCUGGAUCUGUUGCAGGAGCUUUCAGAAAACAAAUUCCGGAUGCUCUUUGGACUGAGUCGAUCGUACAGCAACUCGUUUGUGAUCUCUCCUGAAACGCUGAAAGACUUCAAUGAACCGAUGCCUCUGUCAUGGCUGGAGAAUAUUUGCAAGGCCCUGAUGGAUGUUAUCGAACUCGGAUCGCCUACGAAUGACGCCGCCAAUGCUGCCAGAGCUCGCUGGAUGGGUCUGGUGACGAGCACAGCGUUCCAGUUUAACCCGGCUAUUCAACCGCGAGCAUUUGUGGCAUUGGGAUGUCUGGCAAGGGAGGAAGUCGACGACGAUUUGCUGUACCAGAUCUUAGUGGCCCUUCGCGGCGCGCUUGCCAUGUUUGUGGAGUCUGACUGCAACCUGAUUGCCAGCAUUGUAAUGUGCUUAACUAACAUUGCGGCGAAUCUUCCGGCGGAAUCACGAUACCUUCAACAUAUGUUCUGGCUGGGAUUGUCGAUUGUGGAGAUUGGUCAUGUCCCGCUUUUCACAUGUGCGCUCGAGCUGCUACAGGCUGUUCUGAAGGUUCUGGAUGCACAGGGAUUCUUUAUUCACGAGCCUUUGGAUGAAGUGCUCCUGCAGGCGAGAAUUCCGCUGCUGGAUGUGACCAGGGAUCUGGAUGAGUCUGUUGGGCUGAAUUUUGAGACGCAUUUCUCGUUUGGAGUGGCGGGUGCGCUCCUGAAGGGGCUGAAGCAUCCGUCGACAAAGACGAUCACGACAGAUGUUCUCCGAUUGAUUUUGCAGAUUGCUGUGAAGGGAACCCAGCCAGAUGUGGUGGACGUGCGGGUGAUGGGAUAUCUCGCGGCGCUGUUGCCGCAGGCAGCCAGGAACAUGGAGCUGAAGGAAUUGCUGCAGAUGGUCGGGAUCACGUCGAUGGAGAUCAACAACACGCUGUUAAACGACACAUACUACAAGAUGUUUGAUCAUUUGGUGAUCCCGGACAACACCACGGGUCUGCUGCUGGUUACCCUGGUGGUAACGAUGCUUCAGAAUGCCGAGACGGAGUCGGAAAGAUUGUUUUUGUAUGCAUUCCUAGCGGAGGCUGCUGUUGCUCUCCCUGAGGUCUUUGCGCUUGUAUACGAGUCGCUCUUGCCAAAGAUGAACCAGAUUAUCAAUAGCUCGCAAGUGGUUCCUAUCAUUGACGCAGUGCAGUCUAUCAUCUUUGCGGUUGUGGCAGACCCGGUGCUGAGCGCGGCGGCGGCCAAUACCCAGAAGGCGAGUCAGCUGGCGUAUCUGACAGAGCUGGGGUUUGCAGGGCUGAUGGACACAGGUGCACCCGGAUUCAACACCAGCAAUGGACGACCCACUGUACAUAAGCAUGCAUUGUUGGUCAGCGAACUUGUUGAGAGGAUCAUUCAGUGA